AUGCCUCAUUUGACUCAGUGGAGUCCAACGUGGGUUAGUCAUAUUGAAGGUUAUGAGAAAGAGGAAUUAAUGAUCAAAGGAGAGAAAAGCCGUUUAUUUUCAAUGGAAGACUUGGGACAGGUUUAUCCUUUAUGUUCUGAAUAUGGUGCUUAUCAAGAUAACACAGAGAAUAAGGGGCUUAAUUUCUUUAGAGAUCAGCAGCAGCCCCAACAGCAACAAUCGCCACCCAAAUCGAGUUAUUUGAUGUUAGAUGAUUUCCUUGGUUCUUGUUUCCCAGCACCAGCACAGCCAAUGCAGGAAAUCAAAAGGCUUGAGAGUAUUGCCAAAAAUAGUAAAGAAACGCUAUACACACCUGCUCUGUCAUCAUCUCUACGACUCCUACGCCAGUAUGGAAAUGGGAAAGAAAUUGAACGCAACCAGCUUGACGGUGCUAGCGAUGAAACUUGCUUCACUACUCGAAAGAAACUGUCAACUGAGGAGAUCAUAAGAGUAGCUGGAUCAAGGUUCAUACAAGUCUCUGAUCAAAGAUAUGAUGAUUUCUCCAUGCUCAUGCACCCUUUUGGUUAUGCACUCUCAGGCCUAUCCGAGGAAGAAACAAGGGAUGUAGAACUCACUCACCUUCUUUUAGCCACGGCAGAGAAGGUAGGCUACCAUCAAUUUGAUCGUGCUAGCAGAUUGCUCAGCCGUUGUGAAUGGGUUGCAUCUGAGAGAUCCAAUCCACUUCAGAGAGUUGUGUACUACUUUGCAGAAGCUCUUCAAGGGAGGAUUCAUAAGGCAACAGGAAGAUUCAUUCCAAAGGAAAUGAAGGGAAAACCGAACUGUGAAACUCUUCAUGGGUUAAGUACAAACCUAGCUCACCUUAGCUUGCACCAGAAUGUUCCUAUUAGUCAGGUAAUGCAACUCACGGCGAUCCAAGCAAUAAUUGAAAAUGUUGGAUCUGCGAGAAAGAUCCAUUUGAUUGACCUCGAAAUCAGGAGUGGAGUUCAAUGGACAGCCUUGAUGCAAGCUCUUGCGGAUCGUCAACGCCGGCUAGACCAUCUUAAGAUAACUGCCGUUGGCUUGAGAGGCAUACAAAAGAUAGAGGAGACUGGUAAGAGGUUAGAAAUCUUUGCUAGGUCCAUGAACAUCCCAUUCACUUUCAAGCCAAUACAGGUAUCGUGCAUGUCUGAAAUCAAAGAGGAGCUAUUUGAAACUGCAGCUGAUGAAGCCAUGGUUGUUGUCGCUAACAUGAUACUCAGGACCAUGCUCUCAAGGCCAGCUUGCUUGGAAAAUUUGAUGAGAGUGAUUAAAAAUCUUAAUCCUUCAAUAAUGAUCGUCGGCGAAGUUGAGGCGAAUCAUAAUUCACCAACAUUUGUGAACCGUUUCAUUGAAGCACUGUUCUUUUAUGGUGCAUAUUUCGAUUGCCUUGAGACCUGCCUGAAACAGAACACUGAGCACAGAACGAUAACUGAAGCAACCUUCUCUAAUGGGAUAGAAAAUAUUGUGACAAUGGAGGGAACGGACAGGAUUGCUAGAAGUGUGAAGAUGGACGUAUGGAGGGCAUUUUUCUCAAGAUUUAGAAUGGUAGAAGUAGGAUUUAGUGAGUCAUCCUUGUACCAAGCUGGCUUGAUUCCAAAGCAAUUUCCUUGUGGCAGUUCAUGUACUCUUGAAAAGAAUGGCAAGUGCCUGAUUGUUGGGUGGAAAGGAACACCAUUGCAUUCCCUUUCAGCUUGGAAGUUUUCUAGAGAGAGACUAUGGAGGCCGUUGGCAAAUAAUAACUCCUGA
This is a messenger RNA of Populus nigra (black poplar), 1764 nucleotides long. Its product is annotated as DELLA protein RGL2-like. The record is from RefSeq and is a predicted model, not a curated record. Gene Ontology annotation, molecular function: DNA-binding transcription factor activity; sequence-specific DNA binding. The coding region runs from base 1 to 1764 and encodes 587 amino acids. Gene Ontology annotation, biological process: regulation of DNA-templated transcription. Gene Ontology annotation, cellular component: nucleus. The transcript has a single exon. Lineage: Eukaryota; Viridiplantae; Streptophyta; Magnoliopsida; Malpighiales; Salicaceae.